Messenger RNA from Octopus sinensis (East Asian common octopus), 4057 nucleotides. RefSeq names its product ubiquitin carboxyl-terminal hydrolase 46-like. Gene Ontology annotation, biological process: protein deubiquitination. NCBI's taxonomy places the organism in Eukaryota, Metazoa, Mollusca, Cephalopoda, Octopoda, Octopodidae. Gene Ontology annotation, cellular component: cytosol; nucleus. Bases 134 to 1192 code for a protein of 352 amino acids. The transcript has 9 exons. The record is from RefSeq and is a predicted model, not a curated record. Gene Ontology annotation, molecular function: cysteine-type endopeptidase activity; cysteine-type deubiquitinase activity.
AGAGAAUGUUUUGUCGACAAGGGCGAAUAACUGUCUUCUUUCUCCUCCCCUUCAUCUGUAGCACCGUGGAGUUGAAACAUGGCUGUGUUCUGAUGCUAAUGAUAGGACUUUCUAUAGCAUCCACCAAGAAAAUAUGGGUGCCAAUGCCUCACAGCUGGAAAAAGAGAUAGGGUCAGAUCAAUUCCCGGUGAAUGAACAUUAUUUUGGAUUAGUAAAUUUUGGAAAUACGUGUUACUGCAAUUCUGUGUUGCAAGCGCUAUACUUCUGCCGUCCGUUCCGUGAAAAAGUUCUGCAAUACAAAUUACAACAGAAGAACCAGAAAAAAGAAACACUGCUAACAUGUCUUGCCGAUCUCUUUUACAAUAUAGCCACGCAGAAGAAAAAGGUUGGCACUAUAGCACCAAAGAAAUUUAUUACCAGGUUACGUAAAGAAAACGAGUUGUUUGAUAACUAUAUGCAGCAAGAUGCACACGAAUUUCUGAACUAUCUCCUAAACACUGUGGCUGAUUUGUUGCAAGCAGAGAAACAGGGUAACCGAAGUAAAUCAACAGUUGGAGGUGUUGAUAUCCAUCCAAAGGCUGCAUCAACAUGGGUUCAUGAUAUUUUCCAAGGAACGCUAACCAAUGAAACUAGAUGUUUAAAUUGUGAAACAGUCAGUAGUAAAGAUGAAGAUUUUCUAGAUUUAUCUGUUGAUGUUGAGCAGAACACAUCAAUAACCCAUUGUUUACGAGGUUUUAGUAACACAGAGACGUUAUGUGCUGAACAUAAAUAUUACUGUGAGGUGUGCUGUAGUAAACAGGAGGCUCAAAAAAGAAUGCGAGUAAAAAAAUUACCUCAGAUUCUUGCCUUGCACUUAAAGCGUUUCAAAUAUAUGGAGCAGUUGAACCGCUACACAAAACUUUCCUACCGAGUUGUAUUUCCUUUAGAACUACGUUUAUUUAAUACCUCUGAUGAUGCAUAUAAUCCGUACCGACUGUAUGACUUGGUAGCAGUGGUGAUUCAUUGUGGAAGUGGACCUAACAGAGGCCACUACAUCAGCAUUGUUAAAAGCCAUGGCUUCUGGUUACUUUUUGAUGAUGAUAUUGUUGAUAAAAUCGAUGCAAGUGCAAUAGAAGAUUUUUAUGGUCUUCCCUCAGAUCUCCAAAAGAAUUCCGAAUCUGGUUACAUUUUGUUUUACCAAUCAUGGGAAUGAGAACAGUGCAGCAGCUGCAGUUGUUAAAUGACUUUAAAUCUUUCUAGAAGACAUGUUCUAUGACCUGUUCCAUUAUCGGACUAACCAGUGUUUGGGUGAAUGCAAGAUCACUCCGAAGCAAUACAGAUUUUGCAUCAACGGGGCUUUCAGUUUUUUCCCCCCCUGAAACCUCUUGUUAGCAAUGAAGCUGGUUUGGUUGGUUUGUUUCUUUCUUCAGCACAUCUUCUACUAGCUACUGCUGCUGCCCCCAGCUCUUUUUACAUCUAGAUGUUGUUGUUGUUAUUGUACAGAACAACAACAUUACCAAAGACCACAGUCACAACAACAACAAUACUAGUUAUAUAACAGAAACAAACAAAGCAUCUGAAAGAGGUAAAUGAUGUUAUGAAGCGUUCUUUUCCUCUUCUUUGUUCCCUGUGAAAAGCUGAAAACUACUUCUGAGCUUACUGCUGAGAAGAAAACCUCAGACUGAGCCCAUUGUGACUACUUACAAACUAGGUAAAGAUGGAAAAUAACAAAGCACCUACUAGUCUAACCUGCCAAACUGUUGGUCUUACAAGGAGGAUUAUGCUAAAGUCUAUGCUCAGCUAACAGUCUUAUAUGGAGGUCUAUCUAGAAUCGUCAGUCUUACAUGGAAAUCCAUGUAGAACUGUCAGUGUUACAUGGAAGUCUAUUACUGAAUGGUCAGCCUGUCUUGGAAACCUAUCCAAAACUGGCAGUCUAGCAUGGAAGUCUAUUCACAAUUGUCAGUUUAACAUGGUAGUCCAAUUAGAACUGUCAGUCUUGUAUGGAAGCCUGUCCAGAACUGUCAGUCUAUGUAUCUAUCCAGAACUGUCAGUCUAAUAUGGAAUACUACGCAGAACUGUCAGUCUUGUAUAGAAGUCUAUUUACAGAAGAAUCAGUCUAACUGGAUGCGUCUAGUCUAAUAUGAAAGUCUAUCCAGACCUCUCAGUCUUAAUAUAGAAGUUAUUCUUGAGCUAACAGUGUUAUGAGUAAGUCUAUGUCAAUGUCUCUACUGAACUAUUAGUCUCACAAAAUGACUUCAGACGACAGUUCUUCCCUAGUGAAGUUUAUUCUCAGUUUUUGCUGGGCUGAGAGUUUUAUAUAAAAGUUUUCAAUAAUCAGCUGUAAUCUAUGUUAAGUCGUCUAUCAGACCCCCACCCCCGCCACCAGAUUUUUAUAUGAAUAUUUAUUUACUCUAUUUAUGAAUUAGCUCUCAAAGUUUUCUUUUAAUAAUAACUAUAAUAAUUUUUCGUAUGUAAUAUAUUCAGCACGUUUAUUUAAAAAAAAACAUGUCAUUUUUAACUAUUAAUGGUUGAAAACAUUUCAAGUAACUCCCCUCUUUUUUUUUUUUAAUCCUGUUUUUUUUUUCUUUUCUAAUUAUUUCCUCAACUUCUAUUUGCCUUUUGUGGGCUGUUCUUUGUAAUAUUUGCAAGAAAAACCAUUGGCAGCAGUAAUACCCAGUAUGUAGAAUAAUUUUAUCAUCGUCUUGUGAAAAAAAAAAAAAACCAAAAAAAAACCAAAAAAGAAACUUUACCAAAUUUUUAAAUAAUCUGUUUAAGAUUCCACAAUAAAAUAUGUGUGACCUUGGUUGAUAUAUGCACGACAGUAGCUACCGCAGUGAUCAACUAUUAUCAUAUAGCAGGACAUGUGAUAUUCUUUAUUUGAAGUUGAUGUAAUUCUCAUCUAUUUGUUGGUUCUUCCCCUGCUACAGUAACAGUUUUGUGAAAUUAUGAGUAAUUUUUUCUUCCCCCCCCCCCAACCCAUUGUUAAAUAAUGUGUUGACAUCAAGAUGUAUCGAGUUUUGUUUCCUUGUUGAAGUGUUCCCUUUGUUUGCCGUCAUUAUUCUUCAAUAUAAACCCCCUACCACCACCACUACCAUCAUGGCUACAUCUUCAGGGUCUGCCCUUUAUUUUAAAUUAUAUUGCUAAAAAGGGGCCACUAUGUUAAAGUUCGUUGCUAAUUGAAAUCACCUCGAUCUAGGGGAGAUAACUUCGCUAAUGUUUUUUUGGCAAGUUUUUGGGUGUUUCGUGGCGGUGUCAGAAUUUGUAGAUUUGGUUUGCAUCUGGUACGAGAUUCCAUUUAUUGUUUAAUUUAUCUUUCUGUGCCUUUCUCUCCUCCUCGAUCUAUCGGUAUGUCUUUCCUUUCAAAACUAGAACUAUCUUACAAGUGAUAUUUUAAACGAAAUGUGUGUUUUACACAUAAAAAAAAACAUUGAUAUUCUUCAAAUUUAAGGGUUUUUUUAAUACUUAAUAUAAUAAUUUAUUCACUGUAGAUUCUACAGAAAAAGGAGAAACUAUUGACUGACAUCUAUUACAUCCUCACUAGAGCUAAUAAUAUAUAUGUGUUCAUAUUGUAAAUCAUUAGCAACAGUUCUACAGAUCAGUUUUAAUUAAUUUAUACCAAUUAUUCUAAUAUCAAAGAAACUGUCCCUUCCAUGAGUCAUCCUUUCUAACUUUCAAUAGAUUUAAUUUUCACUUUCUGGUCCCGGUCAAUUUAAGCUAUUUACUUCAGUAAUGCCUCUUAUAUCAGUUCAAAAUACAACCAGGAUCCACUUUGCUUUUCAUUUUUUCCAGAGCUGAUAAAAUAAGUACCAGUCAUCUACUGUUGCUUAUUUAAUCUUUUGCCUGUCCCGUGUAUCCCGUGUGAUUCACAGGACAUACUUUCCUCACGUCCAUGCAUUCAUAUUAUGAUACACAUUCCCAAUUUUUGUCAACCACCAGAGUAAAUUGAGACUUAGGAAAGAGAAGCUUUACAUUACUUGGAACAUAUGAAAGAUGGUCUAACUAAAAGUCUGAAAACAAGCAUGGACAUUUAAGACAAAGUUAUGAAAAUGCUUUGGAUGGGCAAAAAGUUAAUUAAUCC